Pygocentrus nattereri (red-bellied piranha) is the source of this 1775-nucleotide messenger RNA. RefSeq names its product AN1-type zinc finger protein 3. Lineage: Eukaryota; Metazoa; Chordata; Actinopteri; Characiformes; Serrasalmidae. Bases 240 to 857 code for a protein of 205 amino acids. The transcript is spliced from 6 exons. Gene Ontology annotation, molecular function: zinc ion binding; DNA binding. The record is from RefSeq and is a predicted model, not a curated record.
AGGCUGUGGUCCAUCCCGUCCAGCUGAUCGCUUUGAUUUCAGUAACUGAUUCUCACUCACUCAACCGAAAUCCGGCUGCUCUGCGCUUCGUUUUUAUGCCGUUAUCUUUUAACACAACACCAUUUUUUGGUUCCCGGAGGGUUAAAUCAACAUUUCGGGUAGAUACCUGUGCUUAUUUUCUGUCUUCAACCGUUUUUAAGGGGUAGGCCUCAUCUUCGUCCUCGGUCUUGCGUGGUUCCAUGGAGGGCAGUGAGCGCAGCAAAGCGCCGGCGUUAGCGCCUCGAUGCCCCUGCGGGUUCUGGGGGUCCAGUAAAACCAUGAACCUGUGCUCUAAAUGCUUUGCCGACAUCCAAAAGAAACAGCCGGACGUUGAGUGUUCCACGAAGUCCAGUCCAGCUUCUGGAAGCAGCCAGUCAUCCGUCUACAGCAGUGACGCCAGCAGCAGUAGUAGUGGUGCAGGCCAGGCUUUACUCACAGUACAGAACUCAUCUAAACAAGCUGACCUCACAGCACAGGAAGGAGCUUCACAUACAGAACCUCUCUGCACACCAGCUAAACGGCCAUGUGACUCAGAUGAGGAGUCGGUGAGAAAGAAAGCACGAAUUUCUCCGGAGGAGCAAAAACAGAAGAGCCGUCGUCGCUGUUUCCGCUGUCAGAGUAAACUGGAGCUGGUUCAGCAGGAGCUGGGUUCCUGCCGCUGCGGUUAUGUGUUCUGCAUGCGGCACCGCCUGCCCGAGCAGCAUGAUUGCGUGUUUGACCACCAGGGCCGCGGGCGGCAGGAAGCUGUGAGGAAAAUGGUGAAGCUUGAGCGCAAGGUGGGCCGCUCAUGCCAACGAAUAGGGGAGGAGUGUUCCUGAGCCACGGCCAAUCGGAGGAAGGCUCAAGUUGCAUCUGAACACGUCCCAUUCGUGCAGGAGAUGGUCAGUCAGAAAGACUCGGGGACCUGUUUUAUACUGCCCGAGCUGCUGCUGCCCAACUCAAAACUGCACUCAGCAUUAACCUGGACUCUGAACUUUAGAGACCAUUUGGUCAGUUCUGGUUCUCUGCAGGCUGAAGCAGACUGUCCUAAAGCAGCGUGGUGGAGGCUGGCUGCUCAGUCUUCAGGGCUUCUCAGGUGUGGGUGGAGGGUUUGACCACAGCCUUCUACCUUCUCCUCAACUCCAACCUCUUUCAAGGCGUGUGUGUGUGUGUGUGUGUGUGUGUGUGUGUGUGUGUGUGUGUGUGUGUGUGUGUGUGUGUGUGUGUGUGUGUGUGUGUGUGUGUGUGUGAGAGAGGGGCUGCGCCGACGUUUUGUUCUGUUUGUUUUCCUGGCAGUGGUAGUUAACAAUGUUAUGAGUGAGUAAAGUCUAUGAAAGACCAACCCUGAAGCUGAAAAGAUUCUUCUAAAUCCUCAAUGGUCACCUCCUCCAGCGUAUCUCCAUCUGUCUCAUCCUCUCUUCCUCCUCACACCUGCUUCAGGAUCGAAUUUCACGAAACUAGCCCCAUCAGAAUGUCCCGGCUGCUGUGGUUCAAGAGGUUUCAGUUGGACUCAUCAGGUCGGGAGUUAUUUUUAGUUUGAGCCCUUUUUUUUUUUAUGCCUUUUUUUUGCUUUAAAGUGGAAUGGGAAAAAAUUAAUAUUAAUUAUCUUGAACUUUUAUUUAACUAUUAUUUUAUUUGCUCAUAUAGUUGGUAUAGAACAAGUAAUUUCUGGAUUAUUUAGAGUUGCUGCCCCUCCCCCCCUUUAAUUUAGCUGAUUCUCCUUGUUCUGUAAAAACAAAUAAACCUGAAUGAAAGUG